AUGGCCGCAACGUCCGUCGUCGGAGCGCGUCGCGCCACGUUCUCAACCUCGGGGCUUCUCCCGGUGCUCGUCCUCGCAUUGCUGCUGCACGCGCCCGUCGCGUCCGCCCGCCACUGGUUCUGGAACGACGACAUCUUCCCCGUGGCGCCCACACAGGAAACUACGCCCGCCGUCGCGAUCACCGCCGCGCAGUCCGAGGGAGCUUCGGCGGAGGCUGCCGCGACGCCAGCCCCGGCGGCGCCGGCGCCGCCUCCUGCGGUAUCGUGCUCCGACGCCCCCGUGGACCCUUUCAUCGUGUCCGGAGCCGCGCCUGACCCGUGCGCUGCGCUGGCGGCGGAACUAGUGAGCACUGGCGUUGAGAAAUUGGGGAACAAGACCGGAGGGCUGGGAUUCGCGGCUCCUUCUCUCUUCAAGGCUUGCUACUCCACGUUCCUGUUCAGGAAGGAGUGCGACGUGCAGGACCUGCUAUCCAUCGCGAACGGGUUCGACAAUCACUACGUGUACAAGCACAUCGCCCUGGACUCCCCCGACCAGACCAACCUGCCGAGCAGCAUUGAUAUUGUCGCGGAGCUGCGAAAGAUCGUGGCGAACGGCGAGGCGGGGAAGUACGCGCGGCUGGUGGACGCGCACAUGGCGGCACGCCGGGCGACGUUGGCGCUCAACGACGGGCACAGCAUGUUCGACCCGCACUGCUUCGCUGGCGCCUUCGACUUGCCGUUGCCGCUCGUAGCUGUCGUCGAAAACGGCGGGCAGCAAAUCAUUCGCGUUGCGCCGCGCCGAUAUGUCCCAAAAGGGUUGGACAGUGUUGCGAAGGGUCUGCACGGAUUUGACUUCGCCCUUUAUGAGGGUCGACAGGUGGUGGCUAUUAACGGGGACAAAGCGGAAGAUUUCAUCCGCAAUUGGGCGGACAAGGAAGUGGGCUUCUCUCGCAACCUCGCAGCGCGGUUCACGCGGUCCUUUGCGAGGAAUGUAGCCGCAACAACGCCCAACGGCACGAUGAUCGUCCAGUCACACUACCCGAUGCUCACUCACCUCUCCCUGUGGCUCUUCCCUGCUUCUUCCCUGCUUCUUCCCUGCUUCUUCCCUGCUUCUUCCCUGCUUCUUCCCUGCUUCUUCCCUGCUUCUUCCCUGCUUCUUCCCUGCUUCUUCCCUGCUAUUUGCUUGCUGCGUUUCACCCCACUCGUCCUCGUUCGCGCUUCAUGUGUCCCGUCCCCCCCCCACACCCACCCUGUAUGUGCCGCACCCCCUGCGAUUCUCAGGGAUGGAGCGUCAACGGAGAACGUAGAGGUGCCAUGGAUUGGGAUGGCUAAGCUUGCUGACUUCGCGAAUGCCACCGGGUAUUGGGCGAGUCACUGUGCCGUACCGAACCCGUCAGCUGCUGCCACUGCCGGCACCGGCGCGCAGGCAAGCAUGUUCGGGCAUGCAGAUACCCCGAUAAACGAUUUUCUCGAAGGCCAUUCCGCUCCAGUCUACUAUGAUGAUACCAGCGAUGGCAGCCACACACCGGACGACCUCAAUGUUGAGACCGCGUCCCUUUCUGCUGCAGCAGAUGGCUCUUCUGGUGCUGUAGCGGGGCCGACUGUAAAGAGGAUCUCUCCAAAGAAGGAUUUCUUCCUGGUAUACCUUGUGGGGGGCAGCACGGCAGUGAUCUGGAUUCACGUGUUUUACCCGCCCGUCGCAACAAGGUCGUUCGCGGAGAAGUUAGCCGCGGGGACGUUCAUGGAGGAGGAGAUAUCCAAGGCUCUUCACACCGCUGCAGCGUCAUGCUCUCUUCGUAUGCCUCUUCAGUCAUCGCCUGCCUUGCGCCAUUCAUCUCAAUCAUCAAUUUCGCACCACCUUGCCCUCUCUUGCCCUCUCUUGCCCUCUCUUGCCCUCCCCCCCAUGCCCCCCCCCACACUCCCUUCCAUGCCUGCCUUCCCCGUGCCCCUUUCCAGCUCCAACGCCUCGCAGGUCAUCAUAGACGUGCGCGGCAACGGGGGCGGGUCCGUGCAAGCGGCGUACAGAGCGGUGCGCGUGCUCAUGGGGGCAGCCAAGGUGCCCGACGCGCAGCUCACGCCGCCCAUGGACUUUGUCAUCGGCACGCCGUACACCGAGAAUGCCAUGGGCGUGCUGGCAGUGGACAACACCACGGCGCCGCACUACUACCUCGGCCUCUACUCCGACCUCAACGGCACCGCCCUCUCCAGCGCCUUUGACUACGCGCCUUUCCGCCACCUGCGCUUCACAGAGGGCGGCCGGGCGGGCACCUACUCGGCGCCGUUCAAGUUCGACCACAAGGGGCAGCUGCCCGUGACGGACGAGCAGCCGGUGCUUGGCGACCGCCCCUUCCUCGUGCUGUCGGACGGAGACUGCUUCUCCGCCUGCGCUGUCCUCACGCACCUCCUGGGGAAACGCCACAAAGUACCCAUGGUAACCGUGGGUGGUUUGCCGAACCAGCCCCCUGACGUGAGCUCCUCGUGCCUCGGGUUCACCCUGACUGACUUCUAUGCGAUGGCUGAAGGCCUGUACAAGCUCGCUGCCACGGACCCACAGAAGGGGUCAAUGCCUCUCAAGGUGCAAGGGGCGGUGAGAAUGGCGUUCACCAACGCGUACGUGGAUUCGGAGAUUCCGUGCGAGUUUGAGUUUCUGCCCAGCCAGCACCACGUCAACUACACCGUUGAUCUCAUUGCCAAGCCCUGGGCCAUGUGGAAUGAGGUGGCCAAGCUCUUCGGCUCCGCUGCAGCCUAG
Closterium sp. Naga37s-1 is the source of this 2727-nucleotide messenger RNA. Lineage: Eukaryota; Viridiplantae; Streptophyta; Zygnematophyceae; Desmidiales; Closteriaceae. The record is from the annotation of a GenBank genome assembly.